Bacillus rossius redtenbacheri is the source of this 2920-nucleotide messenger RNA. RefSeq names its product peptide-N(4)-(N-acetyl-beta-glucosaminyl)asparagine amidase (gene Pngl). Bases 128 to 1981 code for a protein of 617 amino acids. The transcript has 8 exons. Gene Ontology annotation, biological process: glycoprotein catabolic process; protein deglycosylation; protein quality control for misfolded or incompletely synthesized proteins. NCBI's taxonomy places the organism in Eukaryota, Metazoa, Arthropoda, Insecta, Phasmatodea, Bacillidae. Gene Ontology annotation, molecular function: peptide-N4-(N-acetyl-beta-glucosaminyl)asparagine amidase activity. The record is from RefSeq and is a predicted model, not a curated record. Gene Ontology annotation, cellular component: cytosol; nucleus; cytoplasm.
ACACGUGGUCGUUGAGUGUCACGUGGACAUGAGUUGUCAAACGUCUGUUUCUUUUAACUGUUCAUAUUUAGCAUCUUUAGGUUAUGUGUGUUUUUAAAACAAAUUUAUAUUGAUUCAUCAAGCACAAAUGACUUCUCAGACAUUUGAUUCGUUGCAGACUGUGGAAGAAAAUCCAAAUCCCGUGUAUGACAAAACUACAGUGGUUCUGUUAAAAAUUGUUGAAAAUAUAAUUCGAGAUCCGCAAAAUCCAAAAUUCAGAACUUUACGUUUGGAUAAUGCUGUAGUGAAAGAUAAACUUAUUCCCGUAAUUGGAGCUAUGGAGUGUCUUUUUGAACUCGGCUUUGAGGAGGGAGAAGAGUGCCUAUCGCUGCCUGACGCCGUCCCCCUGGAUAGACUGCGGAAGUUCCACGCAGCGUUGUCUGCACGCAGGGCGGAGCACCUCCGACCGCCGGCCGCCGCUCCCCAGUCGCCUGUGCAGCAACCCCACCAGCUACCACCUGACCAGGCAGACCAGGGCAGCAUCCAUGCUCGGCAGGCGGGGCUGCUGGCACAGAUGCAGCGACACGCGGCGCUCGUGCUGCAGUACGAGGACCCAGAGCUGCAGCACCGUGCUCUGUCCCUGGUGCCGCUGGCGCGGCUGGCGGGGGCCGCGGAGGAGCGCAUGGCGGCCGUGCGACGCGCCGUCAAGGCGGGUCGAGCGCCGGCCGGCCAGGAGCCGGACGCCCGCGACCUCCUGCUGCUGGAGCUGCUGCACUGGUUCAAGGGCUCCUUCUUCUCCUGGGUGGACGCCCCUGCCUGCGACACCUGCCGGGGUCCCACCACCUCGCACGAGCAGGUCCUGGAGGCGGGCAUCCGCGUCGAGGUGUACAAGUGCGCGACAUGCCGCGACCCCACGUUGUUCCCUCGCUACAACGACCCUGGCAAGCUGCUGGAGACUCGUCGCGGCCGCUGUGGCGAGUGGGCCAACUGCUUCACCCUGCUGUGCCGGACCCUGGGCUGGGACGCCCGCUUCGUCCUCGACCUCACCGACCACGUCUGGACCGAGGUGUACUCGACGGGGCAAGGGCGCUGGCUGCACUGCGACCCCUGCGAGGACGUGUGCGACCAGCCGCUGAUGUACGAGGCCGGCUGGGGCAAGCGCCUCAGCUACGUGCUGGCCUUCUCCCGGGACGACGUGCAGGACGUGACCUGGCGCUACACCUCCCAGUGGCGGGACGUGAUGCGCAGGCGCACCCAGUGCUCCGAGGAGGAGCUGCUCCAGGCCGUGCUGUCGCUGCGCGCACGGCGCCAGGCGGGGCUGUCGCCGGCCCGCCGCGCCUUCCUGCAGCGCCGCCUCGUCGCCGAGCUGGUCGAGUUCCUCUCCCCCGCCGCCGCUCCCUCUCCGGCCGAGCUGCAGGGACGCACAUCCGGCUCCUUGGCGUGGCGCCUGGCGCGCAGAGAGGUCCAGGAGGCUGCGGCACACACCUGGGUGGCCGGGCCAGAGCACCUUGCCGCGCUCCGGCUGAAGGUCGGCUACUGCACUGCCGGGGACCGCUACGAGGCCGGCCCACGUGGCGACGUGCCCGGCUGGCAGAGCGGGGCGUUCAGCGUGCAGAACGUCUUCCGCAAGGUGGAGCACGACUGGGGCUUCAUCUACCUGGCCCGCACGGAAGGGAGCGAGGAGGGCCGCGUGCAGUGGAGGUUUGACGUGAGCGACAGCGGCCUGGUGGUGGACACUGUCGCGGUGCACUACUCCUCCUUCACCAAGGGCUCCGGCCAGGUGCAGUGGCAGCUGAGCUCGGGCGAUGUGUGCCUGCCCCUCCCUGCAGAUGUUGGCAGGACAUUCACCAGUGACCUUAGAGGCUGCAAAACAGUAACACUAUCUGCUCUACUGUCAGGGGGCGAGGGCAGUGAAGCGUGGCAACACGCACAGAUACUCAGGCAGGCGAAAGACAGCUCAGAGUGCCCACUGAUAGUAGACAUAGUGCUCAGGCAACCAUGACAGUGCAUAUUCAGUGUUCAGGGAUGAAAGUCUUCGUGUAUAUGUGAUACUGAUGUAAAUACAAUCAGAGUUAAUGGAAUUGUAUGUAUAGUACAUAUUGUUAAUCCUGAGUUUUAAUUGUAAUCACAAAAAAAAAAAAGAAAAAUGUUUGUUUAUUGGAUAUAUACCAAUUUUUGGCAGUAAUAAAUUUAAUUUUCACAAUUUAUAAAUGGUUAUAAUCACACAAAGACAAAAAAACAAUUGGACAUAAGACAAAUGAAAACAUAACAGGCAACCUCUUUCUCUUUCAUUCAUUUUUGAUCCUUCAUAUCUUCAUACGCCACUUUCAUAAGCUUGUACAGCAAGCAGUCAAUCACGUUCUGUAUUUCUUUGGACUCCAUUACUUGCUUCAAGUCGUAUUUCAUGAUUGCGUUGGCCAGUUCUUCGCUCACCUUCGUGAUGCAUAGAUCUGAAACAAGUCACGAGUGGUGGCACUGUCGGCGCAAUGCAAGGUGACACUCGGCGCGGGGAAUGCUGGAACUUGUGAGUUUCUAGGUGUGGCGUGCGUGCUUUCGAAAACGCUGCCACAUAAUCGUGCAGUUUUCAUGUUUUGUGUGUGACCUAUCACCUGAGUGAUAAAGUAAUGCCACACUAUGUUCAGUUGUUGGCUGUAGUAAUGUGCAUAAUUGUUGGCCAACAUCAAUAUUCCUUUCAUCAUGUAACAAAACCUUACUCAAAAACCCAGGAGAGAUUGUUGAUUCGUAUUUUUAUAAAUUUUUAUAUUUUUUGAUAGUGCAUUAUGUCAAAUUUACUAAAAAUUGUAUUCUGGGAGUGUUGGGUAAGUCUCGAAUAGGUACACAUAGAUGGUGUACUCAAAAAAGUUGUGUUAGUUAUUUGUUGUGAGGUGUGACCUAAAUUUAUAAAAUAUAUAUUUUUUAAUAAAUUAUAGUUAACUUAAUA